Molecule: messenger RNA, 1346 nt
Organism: Mercenaria mercenaria
Lineage: Eukaryota; Metazoa; Mollusca; Bivalvia; Venerida; Veneridae
Product: urease accessory protein UreG-like
Exons: 8
Coding region: 90-902 (270 amino acids)
Molecular function (GO): nickel cation binding; GTPase activity
Source: RefSeq, a predicted model, not a curated record
CAAGCAGGAAGCAACGGUAUUUAACGCGGACACUAUUACAUUCACUUUAAAACCUCUUUUAGUUGAAAUACAAACCGCUCGUCAUCAGAAUGGAGAUAAGCACGAACACGGAUAAAGAUAACUGUACAUUUAUACAAGCAGGUACGAUCAAAACGAACGGUUCUGGACACACGCAUAACCACGGAGAGAAUGGACAUACCCACGAACACGGGCACACACAUGAAGUUCUUGAUAAUCCGGGCAAAUACACAACACGCGACAGACCUGUCUUUAGAUCUGACUGGAAGCAGAGGGCUUACACGGUUGGUAUCGGUGGUCCUGUAGGGUCCGGAAAAACAGCCCUGGUUCUGGCCCUUUGUAAACAUCUCCGAGAUAUGCACAGUGUCUGUGUGGUUACCAAUGAUAUAUUUACAAGAGAAGAUUGGGAAUUUUUGGUGAGAAACAAAGCUUUGCCAGAAGAGCGCAUGCGUGCAGUGGAAACUGGCGGUUGCCCUCACGCAGCCAUCCGCGAGGAUUUUUCCCUAAAUCUAGAAGAGGUGAAAGAGUUGACACAAGAGUUCCAUCCAGAUCUGGUGAUCAUAGAGUCCGGGGGAGAUAAUCUUGCAGCUAACUUCAGUCGAGAACUCGCUGAUUACAUAAUAUAUGUCAUCGAUGUUGCCGGUGGCGAUAAAGUACCACGUAAAGGCGGACCUGGUAUAACACAGAGUGAUAUGUUGGUGAUAAACAAAACCGACCUUGCUGAGGCUGUAGGAGCGGACUUAAAGGUGAUGGAUAGAGAUGCAAAACUUAUGCGACAAGAUGGUCCUACGAUAUUUGCACAGGCAAAGCACAUGGUCGGUAUACCGGAAAUAGCAAGCCUCAUUCUGGAAGCGAGACAGGAAGCUACACAAAAUGGCGCGUGAUUACAGAAAACUAUUCAGACAAUUUUAAGCUACAGACAAACACGGACACAGAAAACGUGAUUUUUCAGUAUGCAGUUCUAGCCUCGGAAGUAGGAUAAAAAGCGAUAUGAUUACCAAAGACAAAAUACAUUGAUACGUUUUGUACAAUAUGCACAUGCUUGCCUGCAUAAUAAUAUCGUUGAUAUAGCUGCAAAUAUUUUCCUUUGUUUAUGAUGUGUUAGUGGGUAUAUCUUUUUUAAUAUUUCGAGAAAACCAUAUUAUAUUGAAGAUCUCUAUAUACAUACACAGGACGCAUUUGAACUAGAACAACUUGUAGACACUUUAUAUCAAUGUAUGUUUAUAAUAAAUAUUCUGCUGUAUAGUACUAUACUCUCUUGAAUGAUACAAACACUAUUAUGAUUUUGAAAUAUACAAUUUUUUAAACAAACAAUUCAUUUUUGUGUA